UUCCAAGUUGCAUACGUACAUAUAAUUGCUUUUUUCUUGGUUUGACGCACAGGCAUGCUGCUUAUAUUCUACUACACAGUGAAAGACGAGUGUUGUUUGUGUAACUAAAUUUAAUCAAUGUCAUUCAAGUAGACAUCCCCAUGCAUACCAAUGCCACUGGACAAUUCUUGGAAAACCAAAUUAAAUCGACCUUGGAGUGAUCACCAAUAAAUAGCCCCGGUAUGAAUCCUACAGGGUUUCAAAGACUUUGGAUUUCUGUCACUUAUGGUGAAGUGUAGACAAUUGUGACAAUGAGAAAGAAGACCAUGAAUGAGAAAAAAAUAGAAAAAGAAUUUUGCAAAACUAACUGUGUGAUAUGUUGGACUGCACUUGGCUCAAAAAAGCAGCUUUUACGUGGCUCUAAGAGCUAUAAGCAUGAAGUCAAGAAAAAGCUUCAAUUACUACUAUCCUCAGAAGAUUUCAAUUCUUUAUAUGAUGAGAAGUUGUUUUCUGAGCCAAGACUUUGCUUACCAUGUUUUUCAACUAUCAAAAAAAUCCCUCAGAAUGUGAUGGAACUCCAAAAAAUUAUUGGAAAACCAAUCAACACUAAUUUGUACAAAAAGAAGAAAAAAGAUUCUGUGAGAAGUGGUGAAAAAGAUGCAUGUUCUCAAAUGAAUUCACUUAAACCACUAACUAAUUCAGAAACAGAAAUUCAUGACCAGCUGAUAUCUUUAAAAAAGAAAGUGAAAACAGAUAUGGAAGAAGCAAGUUCAGUCAGCGCAACUGGAGACUGGGACAAUGAUUGUGAGUCAGUCGGUCAGCAUGUUUCUACAGGAAUAGCCAUUUCACUUCCUAGAGAUGUAAGUCUGGACAAGAAAAUGAAAAAAGCUGUCAAGAUUCCUUGUGGAAAAAAGUUAACACACAGAAAGUGUACAAAGAGAAACUCUUCUCUUCUUGAAGCUGGGGCAGGUCUGUCUACAGGGACGGAAAGGGAGGUUUGUGAUAACAGAUCGCUUUGUCAUGGAGAAGCACAAGAUAAGGGCUCAGUGAGAACAACAAGAAGACUGACGAGGCAGGCGGUGAUGUCUAAUUUCAAAAGAGAUGCUCCUGAAGACACUACGGAUCACUUCUCUUUGGGAAAAAGAAAGAAUGUUAGGACUGUCCAAUCCUGCAAAGUUGUUUCUCAUCAAAACCAUCAUAGGUCUGUUCUUUCGUGUUCAGCAAAUUUGACGAGGAAGAUAAAAGAUAUAACUUUUUCUUCCAAUGGAGAUGAUGUAGACAGUCUGACUGAAAUGAAAGAUACACUUUUCGAUAAAAUUCCACUUGUGCAAUCCUCUGAAGCUGAUUUUGAUGAAGAGGCAGAGAAGGAUACAUCGUCCUUUCCUAUUGUUGCUGAAGGAACCAGCGACAGUUUUGUACAGCCUUAUGUUUGCGAGAUGAAUGGUCGAAAAACACGACUGAGAAGUAAAGAGAGCAAGCAAGAAAAGAAAGACAGUAAACAUUUUCAAAAUAUCAACAUUCCUACUCACCUGAACAAGCAAUCCAAAAAGAAGCUUCAGGAACUUUCCCAGAAGGUGGCAAAGUACAUGGAGACGAGAGACAACUUGAGCCCCAUGCUGAUGCUGCAGUGUUCGGAGAGAGACUGUAAUGAGAAGUACCCGCUAUGGAGACACCUUUCCCUGCACAUCAAGUAUUUCCAUCACAAUGGACAGCCUCUCCCAAAGGAUGAGUUUUCUCAGAAAAUGUCUGUACUGGCAGGUGAACCCGUUGAUGAAAGUAUCUACCCCUUCAAGUGUGAAUACGAUGGUUGCAGUGUCAGAUUUUCUGCCAAGGAAAAAUGUCAGGCCCACCAGUCUUGUCACAACACAGACAUAAGUCAUGUAUGUGGAUACCCUGACUGUGGGAAAGCUUUCCGUACUCUAGCAAACCUGCAGAUCCACCACAGAAUCCACACAGCGGACCGGCCGUACCUGUGCAGUGUUGAAGGCUGUGACAAGUCCUUUAUACACAAGAACGAUCUCAGCAUGCAUCAGCGCAGACACAUGGGAGACAAGCCUCACAAGUGUGAUUUUGAUGGCUGUGACAAAGCAUUCACAACGAGCUCAGAGCUGAAUGGCCACAAGCUGACACAUUCCAAGGAUGCUCUCUACUGUUGUGAUGUCUGUGGCAAGCAAUAUUGCAGCCAGAAGGGCCUCCGAGACCACAAGUUUAAAAUGCAUGGAAUUGGAAAACCAGGUCGCUACAAGUGUCCAUAUGAGGGUUGUGCUGAGAUGUUCCACAAAAAAGAAAUGUAUGAGAUACAUCUGUGUACGCACUCCUCAGAGCAGCUGUUGUGUUGUGAGAAAUGUGGGAAAAGAUUCGGAUGUCAACGCUAUCUUGAUGUCCAUUAUAAAGUUCAUAAGAAAAAUGAGCAACAUGCUUUAAAUCCACCCAAGAGAACUGUUAUUUGUGAAAAAGAAGGAUGUGAGAAAAAGUUUACUUCUCGUUUGCUUAUGAAGCGUCAUGUGAUCAGCGUUCACCAUGGUCGAAAACCAAGACCUUUGCCAGGCGUGUUCUACAAGUGUAAGGUGGAAGGCUGUGGCCGGCAGUUCUCCAUGAGGAGCACACUGUCCCGUCAUGACAAGCUGGUGCACAAAGGAGGGGACUACAGGCACAACAGAGUGGUGGUCCGGUACUCAUGCAGCGAGAAAGGCUGCACCAAGCAGUUCAACAGAAAGAAUCUUUUGGCUGAGCACCUGACAAUGGUGCAUAAGAAAGUCCCAAAGAGGUUACUGCCUGUGCAGUGCAAAGAGCUGGAUUUUGUGGAGCGGUUGUGCGAACACUGUGGGAUGGCAUUGUCUGCGAGUCAGCUUCCUCGUCACCAGAGGGUGUACCACAGUGUCACGAACAAAGGGAACAUGAAAGAGGAAGCUCCCUUUCCUUGUCACUUUAAAGGAUGUGAAGAGAAGUUCGACACUUUGACAGACCGGCAAGCUCAUGUGGUAUCUCACAAAGAUAACCCACCUUAUAAAUGUGAAGUGGAAGACUGCCAGGAGGCCUUUUACCUUCUUAAGAAUCUUGAUAACCAUUUGUGGAAACAUUGCCGGAAACCAUCUAUGUGUGACUUUGAAGGCUGCAGCAGAACCUUUGAGGACCAGCUGUUAUUAGCAAAGCACAGUAAAGUGCAUUAUGAUGGCAGAAUGCUUUGCUCCUGGCGCAACUGUGGCAUAUUCUUCUCCUCGAUGGGUACCUUGAAGCAGCAUCUGAUUGCCCACAGCCGCUCCCUGAAAGCCAGCUUUGGCUCUGACUUCAUGUGCAAUCUUUGUGACAGAGUUUUCAGCAGCAAGCACGGCCUCAAUCGACAUAUGGCGUUGCAUGACUCUCAGGCCACAGUCCCUCUAGAAGACUCCGCUUUUGUGUGUGAAGAGAGUGGCUGUCAUCAGCGCUUCAGUCUGGAGAAAGAUUUCAAUGACCACUUCCUACAGCACUACACCAGCAUGUCUACGACUUGCAAGUACCGCGACUGCCAAAAAAUCUUCCCGACUCAACUUCUCAUGGCAAAGCAUGGAAAGUUUCAUUAUGGAGGUAAAUAUAAAUGUCCGUGGGAAACAUGUGACAGCUUGUUCACGAACUUCCACUUUCUGAAGCGACAUUUGAUGCGGCAUGUUAUCAGCAUUCCUGCGAUGGAUGCUCUGAGGUCGUGGGUGUGUGCCAAGUGCAACAUGACUUUCAAACUAGACAGCAACCUGGCAAGCCACAUGAAGAAGCAUGUGGAAAAAUCUGAGUACGUAUGUCCAGAGUGUGGCAAAAAAUUCCGUCAUAAUCAUUUGAAGCGACACAUGUUGAUUCACAAGAAGGAAAAGGCUCAUGUGUGCAAACACUGCGGAGUGCGUUAUGGAACUGUGAAUGGUUUGCGAUUCCACAUACUAAAAAUUCACAACAUAGGUACUUGGCCUUUUAAAUGCAAUUUCUGCAGCAAAGGUUUUAUCAGUGGCUCUGAGCUUCGUCGGCACAUGCCAUCCCACACCAAAGAGAAACCAUACCCCUGCAAGCAGUGCGGGGCCCAGUUUGCCACCCAUACUGGGCUCAAAGGUCACAUGAGAAAACAUUCAGGUCAAAAGUUUGUGUGUGAUGUGGAGGGCUGUGGAAAGGUGUACACCACCCCUCUAUCUCUCAGAGGACACAAGGCUCAACAUGAAGGCUUUUCCAAAACAUGCGAACACUGUGGCAAGACCUUCAGGAACCCCUACGGACAUAAAUGCAAAGCCAGCAAAGAGGCCAGGAAACAAGGAACUGAUACACAAGGUCAGGGUGAAAUUCCUGUUGUUACUGCCUGCCCAUCAUCAGACCCUCAGCCUGCAGUGUCAACACCGUCCAGUCUCUCUGUACCCCAGCCACAUCUGCCUCAGUAUCAAGCCGCUGCAGCCAUGAAGCUUCUUCCUCCUCUUCCUACUCCUCCUCCUCCUCCUCCUCAUCAAGAUUUGUCAGUGCAGAUAUCUAAGCCGCCCCCACCCCCAUCCCUUCCGCAACCACUCUCACACUCGCUCCUACUACCCCAUCACCACCAUGUAGAUCUGUCCUCUUCUAGUCUCUCUUUACCACUUGCCCCUCCUCCUCCUUCUCUUCCCCCUCUGUCUGUUCCUCCGACUACCCAAAUCGUUCUGCAACAACCCCAUCACCAAACAUUGCUGCACUCCCCACUGCAGCUCCCACGACCUCCAACACAAGCAGGCAUCCGCUCGGGCACGCAUCCAGAGAGAAUGCCACAGAACAAUACAAGAGCUGUCAUCCCCCAAAACACAAGAACUCAGGAUCCUGCUCAACAUGCUGUGCUACUGCAAGCGGCAGUGAUUCAAGGUCAACAGAAUCAGCACAUUCCCACGAACAUGACACGGAGCGUUACCAUGGAGAUUGCUUCCGAUUAUAAUUUCAGUAGUAGCAGUUACAGUGUGAGCUGGGAGGAUCAAAGUGGCAUGUCAUGAGCCUAGAAAUCAUCAGUGUCUCUGUUUUUUCUGUAAAUCAACAAAAUUUAUGUUAUUACUAGAAUGUACCCUCACCUCUGUUUUAAGUAGGAGUCACUCUCGUCUCUGUUUUUACUAUAAUUAACUAGGUCUCUGUUUUAAACUGGUGUCUGUGCUGUAAAAGUUAAGUGCUUCAUUGUCUCGCACAGGAGGCCUGAGUCGAGUGUGAGUCCUAAGUUGAAAGAAUUUUUAGCGAGUGUCUUUGUGUUUCUCUGCUUGGAUGUAAUAUCCCUCUCAGGUUGGGUUGGCUCUGACACACAGGGUCAAAGCCCACCUCCUAACUGAUCUAAAUAGUGUUGAUGGAGGGGGGGGGGGGAACCAACUACAUUGAAAAAAAUGUUUUUACUAAAAAUCAUCUGUCUUGGGUCUCAAUUAAAAUUAUCCUUGUCUCUGCUUUAACUAUAAAUCACCAUCUUCUGUUUUAUGUUUCCUUGUUCUAUCUUUUCCGAAAUUGUGCUCUCAAUAAUAUCAAUAAAUUCACAACUUGUGCUGCUGGAUCUUUUUAAAAAAAAGCUCAAAUGUUUUAAAGAAGUUUUUUCUCUGAAGUUAAACGUUAAUUGUAUGGUGCUAUUUAUUAUUUUCAUAUCUUGGACCACUUUUGUCUCUGAACAGAACUCUUGUUGUUCUUGAGAAAAAAUUUCUGGUACAAUGUGAUUGUUGUAAUGGUGAUGUGGACAUAUUAGACACACCUGUGUUUAGUUAUGGCCAGAAUUUAAUAUGGGCUUUUAAAAAAAGUUUUCGUUACAAUGACACACGAGUGCGGAGAGCGGAGAGGUUAAUUUCGGCUGUGUAUUCUUCGCUCAUGGUGGUUUUACAUGGUAUAGCAUUUCUUGCAAUGCUCAUGGGUGCAUUUCAGUAUAUCUGUGUUCUAGUUUUUCUCAAUGGCAAUAGGUGAUAGGCAUGGGAGAGGUUACAAACUCUGUAAAGUCAUCCUAGAGGCUGGCAUGAUAGGGAAGAUGACUGUAUUCAGAAAAAAAACAUUUGGGAACAAUUUAUGGUGGCGCUAUUAACUGGAAAAUAUACUUUUUUUGCAUCUUUGAUCAGCCUUUUUCAGUAAAAUCCACACGUACAGUAGAGUCCACAAAUCUCAAACAUGAAAAUCAGAUUCUCAGGUAUUUCGAAUAUGAUGUUCAGUCUCGUUUCAGCCCCUAUGUUUUCUUUGUAUUUACUUCAUGGAGUUCCCGAACACCCAGAACACGAAACCCUCGAAUAUCAAAUAAGUGUGAGCCGUGCUGACAAAGUGAGAACUUCUCCGUUUUGAGCCCUAUGGGAAAAAAACAUCCCACUUAUAGGUGAAAUAGGUACAAUUUAUAAGUAUGAAAUAACAAAAGUAAAAGGCUUGUUAAACUUUAAAAAUAUGGCAUCAAUAGGAAAUCUAAAAAUUUGACCCUAAUGUCGAAUUUUGGCCAACAUCUCCAUGUGUGGAUUACGAGAAGUACAUGUAAGUCUUUUUGUCACCACGCCUCGCAAACUCCCUUCGCAUUCUCAACUAAAGACCCGGCUUUACAGCUUUUGUGGCCGCUGGUAGGUAUUACAUUGUUAUUGUGACAGCAAAAAUGUGGUCCUUGUCUCAACACGAGAGGUUGGAGGAAGGGGGGAUGGGGACAGGGAAGGGGGGUCGGGAGUGAUGCUGACCGCACCGCAUGAGUGGCUCGCAUGCGUGCAAUCAUGCUGUGGGACGCGCAUGGUGCGGAUGGCAAGGGCUUUAACUUUCUGUAAGCCAAUGAAAUUAGAAGAAAGGAAUGACAUAGAGUCAGCUGUGCACACAUGAGAUUUUCUGCUUUCCACUUUCUUUCUUCUUGCUUUCACACUGUCAACACGCCAAUCAUGGGAGCUAAUGUUUAAAUUUUUUUACCUCCCUUGAUUUUCUCUUUAUUUCUUUGUAUUUGGGGUUUUCAUUGACAUGAUGAAUUACAGAAAUCUCGAACACAAUUUCUAAUCCCUGACUAAUUCGAGUUACCCAUCUUUAACUGUAUAUGUUUUUAAAUGGACAUGAAAAGUAUUAAGCCCCCCCCCCACCC
Molecule: messenger RNA, 7000 nt
Organism: Aplysia californica (California sea hare)
Lineage: Eukaryota; Metazoa; Mollusca; Gastropoda; Aplysiida; Aplysiidae
Product: zinc finger protein 91
Exons: 22
Coding region: 291-4940 (1549 amino acids)
Biological process (GO): regulation of transcription by RNA polymerase II
Cellular component (GO): nucleus
Source: RefSeq, a predicted model, not a curated record